AGAUCUCCAAGCAUUGUAGCCAAUGAGCUAAGCCAGGACUCUUAGUGGAGAGGAAAAUAGUUAAUAGGCUGGCUGUCGCUCUGGAUUGCUGCAUAAAUGCUAGGAGCAGCAGCUCUAUGGUUAUGAGGUGGGGAGAGCGGGAUGACGCCAUUGCUCCGGAGCUGCUGCAGGAUGAAGUGGAAAGCUGCUGCUGAUGGCAUUGUUUUUGUGGCAGCAGCUGAAUGACAGAUCCUCACUACAAAGAUACCCCUCUGGCCCCCGUGUAGGCCUCCUGGUCCGGGUGUUUCACCAUGCCAGCACAGCGCCAUGAGUCCUGGAUGCAUGCUGCUGUUUGUGUUUGGCUUUGUUGGCGGGGCGGUGGUCAUUAAUUCUGCUAUCUUAGUAUCUCUCUCUGUUUUGCUGCUUGUGCACUUUUCUAUUUCUACCGGAGUGCCAGCUCUGACGCAGAACCUACCAAGGAUACUCAGAAAAGAACGCCCUAUAUCAUUAGGCAUUUUCCCGUUACCUGCUGGAGACGGACUGCUUACACCUGAUACUCAGAAAGGCGGAGAGACCCCUGGAUCAGAGCAAUGGAAAUUUCAGGAAUUAAGUCAACCACGUUCUCAUACCAGCCUGAAGGAUGAACUUUCUGAUGUUAGCCAAGGAGGAUCUAAAGCUACCACUCCAGCAUCAACAGCUGCUUCAGAUGUGGCAGCAAUUCCUACUGAUACUCCCUUAAAUGAAGAUAAUGAAGGAUUUGUAAAGGCUGCAGAUACCCCAGAAAAGUCAGAGAUCAGCAAGCACAUUGAAGUACAGGUAGCCCAAGAAACUAGAAAUGUGUCAACAGGCUCUGCUGAAAAUGAAGAGAAGUCAGAAGUUCAGGCAAUCAUCGAGUCCACUCCUGAGUUGGAUAUGGACAAAGAUCUCAGUGGAUAUAAAGGCUCAAGCACUCCCACCAAAGGCAUAGAGAAUAAAGCUUUUGAUCGCAAUACAGAAUCUCUCUUUGAAGAACUGUCUUCAGCUGGUUCAGGCCUAAUUGGAGAUGUGGAUGAAGGAGCAGAUUUACUAGGAAUGGGUCGUGAAGUUGAGAAUCUUAUAUUAGAAAAUACACAACUAUUGGAAACCAAAAAUGCAUUGAAUGUAGUGAAGAAUGAUUUGAUAGCAAAAGUGGAUGAACUGACCUGUGAAAAAGACGUGCUGCAAGGGGAGCUGGAGGCUGUGAAACAAGCCAAAAUGAAGCUAGAGGAAAAGAACAAAGAAUUGGAGGAAGAGCUUAGGAAAGCUCGUGCAGAAGCUGAAGAUGCAAGGCAAAAAGCAAAAGAGGAUGAUGAUAGUGAUAUUCCCACAGCCCAGAGGAAGCGGUUUACUAGAGUAGAAAUGGCCCGAGUUCUAAUGGAGAGAAACCAGUAUAAAGAGAGGCUGAUGGAGCUUCAGGAAGCUGUUCGAUGGACAGAGAUGAUUCGAGCAUCAAGAGAAAAUCCAGCCAUGCAGGAAAAAAAAAGGUCAAGCAUUUGGCAGUUCUUCAGCCGACUUUUCAGCUCCUCAAGUAACACUGCUAAGAAGCCCGAACCACCCGUUAAUUUGAAAUACAAUGCACCCACUUCUCAUGUUACUCCUUCAGUCAAGAAAAGAAGCAGCACCUUAUCUCAACUCCCUGGGGAUAAGUCCAAAGCCUUUGAUUUCCUAAGUGAAGAAACUGAAGCUAGUUUAGCCUCGCGCAGAGAACAAAAGAGAGAACAGUAUCGUCAGGUGAAGGCGCACGUUCAGAAGGCAGAUGGUAGAGUGCAGGCUUUUGGCUGGAGUCUGCCUCAGAAGUACAAGCAGGUAACCAAUGGACAAGGGGAAAAUAAGAUGAAAAAUUUACCUGUGCCUGUCUAUCUCAGACCUCUAGAUGAAAAAGAUACAUCAAUGAAGCUGUGGUGUGCUGUUGGAGUCAAUUUAUCGGGUGGGAAGACUAGAGACGGCGGUUCUGUUGUUGGAGCAAGUGUAUUUUACAAGGAUGUCGCUGGUUUGGACAUAGAAGGCACUAAACAGCGAAGUGCAUCUCAGAGUAGUUUAGACAAGUUAGAUCAGGAACUUAAGGAACAGCAAAAAGAGUUAAAAAAUCAAGAAGAAUUAUCUAGUCUGAUCUGGAUCUGUACCAGCACUCAUUCAGCUACAAAAGUUAUCAUUAUUGAUGCUGUUCAACCAGGCAACAUCCUAGACAGUUUCACUGUUUGCAACUCUCAUGUACUGUGCAUAGCAAGCGUACCAGGAGCACGAGAAACGGACUACCCUGCAGGAGAAGAGCUUUCAGAAUCUGGACAGGUAGACAAAGCGUCUUUAUGUGGAAGCAUGACAAGUAAUAGUUCAGCAGAGACAGACAGCCUGUUUGGAGGCAUCACGGUGGUUGGUUGCUCUGCAGAAGGUGUGACAGCAGCUGCCACUUCCCCUAGUACCAAUGGAACUUCUCCAGUGAUGGAAAAACCACCAGAAAAGGAAGCAGAAAAUAGUGAGGUUGAUGAAAAUGUUCCAACAGCAGAAGAAGCAACUGAAGCCACAGAAGGCAAUUCAGGGUCAGCUGAAGAUACUGUGGACAGCGCCCAAGCUGGCGUGUACACGGAGCAUGUUUUUACAGAUCCUUUGGGAGUUCAAAUCCCAGAAGACCUCUCACCAGUGUAUCAGUCAAGUAAUGACUCAGAUGCAUAUAAAGAUCAGUUAUCAGUAUUGCCAAAUGAACAAGACCUGGUGAGGGAAGAAGCCCAGAAAAUGAGUAGCCUUUUACCAACUAUGUGGCUUGGAGCUCAGAAUGGCUGUUUGUAUGUCCAUUCAUCUGUAGCCCAGUGGAGGAAAUGUCUCCAUUCUAUUAAACUUAAAGAUUCGAUUCUCAGUAUUGUACACGUGAAAGGAAUUGUGUUAGUGGCCCUGGCUGAUGGUACCCUUGCAAUCUUUCACAGAGGAGUUGAUGGGCAGUGGGAUUUGUCAAACUAUCACUUGCUAGAUCUUGGACGACCUCACCAUUCCAUCCGAUGCAUGACUGUGGUACAUGACAAAGUUUGGUGUGGCUAUAGGAACAAAAUCUAUGUAGUUCAGCCGAAGGCUAUGAAAAUAGAGAAAUCAUUUGAUGCACACCCCCGGAAGGAAAGCCAAGUGCGGCAGCUUGCCUGGGUGGGUGAUGGCGUGUGGGUCUCCAUUCGUUUGGAUUCCACACUUCGUCUCUAUCAUGCACACACUUAUCAACAUCUGCAGGAUGUGGAUAUUGAGCCUUAUGUAAGCAAAAUGCUAGGUACUGGAAAACUGGGCUUCUCUUUUGUGAGGAUCACAGCUCUUAUGGUGUCAUGCAAUCGAUUGUGGGUGGGGACGGGAAAUGGUGUCAUUAUCUCCAUCCCAUUGACAGAAACCGUAAUCCUUCACCAGGGACGUUUACUGGGGCUGAGGGCAAAUAAAACCUCAGGAGCAUCGGGAAAUCGUCCUGGAAGUGUCAUCCGUGUAUAUGGUGAUGAAAACAGUGAUAAAGUAACACCAGGGACAUUUAUACCCUAUUGUUCAAUGGCACACGCACAGCUUUGCUUCCAUGGGCACAGGGAUGCUGUGAAAUUCUUUGUGGCAGUUCCAGGUCAAGUCAUCAGCCCACAAAGUGGCAGUAGUGGUGCAGAUCUGACAGUUGACAAAGCAGGGCCAUCUCCACAGGAGCCUGGCAACCAGACGCCCUUGAAGUCUAUGCUUGUCAUCAGUGGAGGAGAGGGCUACAUUGACUUCCGAAUGGGUGAUGAAGGUGGAGAAUCAGAGCUUCUUGGAGAGGAUCUUCCACUUGAACCCUCUGUCGCCAAAGCAGAAAGGAGUCACUUGAUAGUGUGGCAAGUGAUGUAUGGUAGUGAGUGAACCCAUAGGAAACAGGUGGUGACAGGGAACCAUCUCUUCUGCAUGGUUUAUUUUCCCUUUUCCCCUUUAUUUAAUGCUCUCGUUGUGACAUAAGUUUCACCACACAAUGUGUGAGCAUUUUUUUUCUGUUAACUUUAUGCUACAGAAUCUGUCUGACAGUAACAAUACAGGAACUAGCACCAGUGUCAUAGGCAAUUUCAGUAUGUCAUGAACAAAUCAAAGAAUGUUUACUUUCUGCAAACUGGUGAAUUAUAGAAAGCAAUCCAGAUGUGGUUUACUUUGCCACAGCUAAUGUCACUCACUUCAUUUGAUGGGGUCACUUUAUAGCUGUCACUAAUAAUGGAAUUAAUGGAAACACUUGAUAAAUGAAACUGUACCAUUAAGUAGAAUAGUAGUUUUCCCCAAUGUAUUGUAAAAUUGACACAAACUAAUAUCAGGUGGAUUAUUAAGAUUUAUCUAAAUGUCCCAAGAGGGCUAAAAGCUAACUGUAAAUUAACUUUCACUUUCAAAUCUGACAAAUCUUGUUUAUAUGGUAUAUAAAACUUUGUUUUCAUCAGAUUUUGCGGGGGGGUUUUAUAUUAAAGAAAUUAAGACUACACUAUUUAAAUAAAAGUUUCUUGUUUCUGACUUAUUAGAGCUCUAAGUUUGAGGCCUGCUUCUCUGAAUAUUGUUUGUUUUUUGUUUGUUUUGGAGACUAGUCUCACUCAUUUUCACACUGACAUGUUUGAAUGGUUUAUUAUUUAUAAGGCUUAGAAGAUACACUUCUGCAAGGGGAGGUUUUUUCUUUGUGUUUUGUUUUGUUUUAAAAAAUUGUGUUUUGGAUUUCUCAUACCAGUGGAUGGUAGUCGUUGGAUGAAUUUUUUCCAUGUAAAAAUUAACUUGUUUACCACUUGUUCUUGGACUGCUCUUACCAGUAAUAAGAGUUAAGCUGUAGUGGGGAUGGAGUAUGGCCUAGCGAACUGAAUGAGAGAUUUGAUUAGAAACGCUAUUUUCUCUUGUUCUGUAUAAAACUGUACAACUACUAACACUUGAUAUUUUGUAUGUAAAUGGCAUUUAAGCUUUUGUUCCCUUUUGAGAUUAAAAUGCCAGGAAAACUAUGAAGGAGAAGACAAAGCCAAAAUAGCAUAAAAUAAAAGUUGACAUUACAUCUUUUCACUCACAAUGCCCCUUAGAAAACAGAGUCUGGAUUUAAUUGAUUUUCUUAUUUAAUAAGUUUUUAAGAGCCAUUUUGCUGCAGUUUUUCCUUCUCAAACUUCUUAAAAAUGUAUAAUUUACCAUUUCUUAUUCAUUACUUUAAGCAAAGCUAAAUAUAAGUUUAAGUACUAUUUUAAAGUAUAAAUUUAUUGGAUAAAGGCCUCCAGUCAUCAGAAGGACUACUUCAGAAAAAGGAACCAACGAAGGUCUCAGAUGUCUGAGCAUCCUCAAGGACCAGGGACUUUUUUCCUGAACUGUCAUGGAAAGAUAUUUGCAAAAAGUACUACCAGUAUCUUUUAAACAUAUAAAUGAUUAGGCCUGAUUAUAAAAUACACAGGAUUUAAUGUGUUGAAUCUGCCUUUGGAUCCACUUGACCAACAUGUAUCUAUAAGCACAUUGUGUACACAGUACAAUUGUGGCCACUUCAGAUGUCUAGAAGGAAAAAACUGUUUUGGUAAAAGCUGUAUAAAAAGGAUAAUUUUUUGCUUGAGCUACUUAGUCACUUUUCUUCAGGGCACCGAAACUUAGGUCCCUUUUGCAUAGCUUAUAAGCUGUACUUUUAUUUUAUUUUAAAUCUGAGUCAUUUUCGGCAAUAUUUUAAGGAAAAAACCCCACGUCAUUAAACAUUUUUGGGGAAUGUUGUAUAAAUCCACAAAAGAGACACCAAAGUGUUUGGGAAUUUUAAUCCCAAGAGGUAAACAUCCCAGAGUCAGGCCCCAUUUGCUGUUCAGUCUUUUACAUGUUUCUAUGACAAUGUAAUUUAGGAGAUCAGGUGUUAAACAUGACAAAUGCAAACAUGUUACAAUAGGUGUUUUAUUGCUCUUUUUAAACUUACUGGCUUUAACUUAAGGAAUAUAGGUAUGUAGUUAUUUUAUCUAAAGCUGUUAGAUAUCUGUGGCCCUGUUAAUUAACUUCAGGGGCUAGAGAGAGUACAGAAAUGCCUGUACAAUUUGUUUUAAGGGCUUGUCUUUAUAUUUGUAAUUUCAGUUAAAUAUUUUCUAAGAUUGCUUUACCUUUUCCCCAAUAGUAGGUUUAUAUUCUUGUAACAUUCACUUUGGUCAAGGUGGUAACCUUGGGAAGAAAAUGCCAAAAUAUAAGCUUCUUGCAAGCAGCAAGUAGUUGGUGGAAUCUGCCGGUAGCUACCACUUCAGUAGUGAAGAGGCUUGAGUACCGUGGCUUGGUCUCUCCAUGUUAAAAAAAAAAAAAAAUUACCCCUAUUGGAAGAAAUAAGGAAUAUUGAGAAUUUUCUCAUUUUGUUAUGCUUGGGUUAUGUAUUAUGUUGAACCAUGUGAAAUUGCUGAUGUUCAACAUUGCUGAUCUACAGAAAUGGCAGUGUCAUAUACAUCAACCUAGUACUUACUGCUAAAUGCAGGUUAGAAUUCCUAUGAGGCAAAGGGAGAAUAUUGUUUAGGAACUCAGUGUUGAGAGUGUCUUCCUCUAAUUCGUGUGGAUCUAAAAUUUUUUAAUAGAAAUAAAUAUCUUAGUAGCUGCAGCUUGUUGAGAGUGUAAAACAUUUUGAGCACAAAAUUUGCAGCACAUAACUUUUCAGAUGAAGCAUGUUUGCAUAGAAAAGGUUAAAAUACAUUCUCUCAGUUGCUGUGUUGUUCAUUUCUUGUAAAGGUCUACCUACGUUUGAGAAUAGACCCUUUAACAUAGGCUGCCUUAGUGACAAAACAAAGCAAAACGAUUGUCUCAUAAUAUAACUGUCCUAAAGAAUGUGUGUCUUGCAAAUGCUGUGGAACUGAAUAUUUGUUUUCUUGGAGUGUUAUGACUGUUACCAAAGGACUCAACCAGAUUUUGGGCUCUUCUUAAUUGAUCAUGUUGAGAAAGGGACUUAUCUUGGUCCCAGUUUGAAACAAGGGAAGAGUAGAGAGAAUUAAAUGUGGAAAUCGUAAAUGCUUUUCUAACAGGGUUAUGCUAUUUUGUAACACUAAAUGUCUUUUUCUUUCUUUUAAAAAAUUGUUUUUAUUAUUAAUUUUGUCAUACAUUUCUCAAUAUUUGAAUAUAUUUUAACCAUUUUAUGUUCUGAAUUUUUUUGUCCUAGACAUUUUAUUCAGAGUUUUACUUGCCUCUAUAAUCUGAAAAAUGGGUUCUAGAGUGUCUGUCCCACUUGCUGUCUCUUAGAGGCUGAUGCUUCAUUUCUGUGAGCAAAAAUGCUCAUUUAGCAAUGUAGUUAUUUCAGUAUUUAUUUCUUUUAUGGAAUCCCUGGGGUUCAGAAUGUAACUUUGUACAUGAAAUAUAUAUAAAUAUGUAUAUGAAACAUG
Vicugna pacos (alpaca) is the source of this 7298-nucleotide messenger RNA. RefSeq names its product sperm associated antigen 9 (gene SPAG9). Gene Ontology annotation, cellular component: cytoplasm. Lineage: Eukaryota; Metazoa; Chordata; Mammalia; Artiodactyla; Camelidae. The record is from RefSeq and is a predicted model, not a curated record. Gene Ontology annotation, biological process: vesicle-mediated transport. Gene Ontology annotation, molecular function: kinesin binding; MAP kinase scaffold activity; JUN kinase binding.